AAAAUAAGUUAAGAGAGUAAAUACGUGAUUAAGGAAAAAAAAAAAAAAAAAACCCGUUGUUUACAAAUAAAAAAACUCAGUAGCUCCAUAGUUUCAGAAACAAAAGUUGGGGUCUCACUCAACUCAUCUUCGCCGAAAACCCAAACAACUACCCGGAAAACGCACUCGGAGUUUCUCAUCGCCCGGAAGAAACAAUCAAAAUGUCUCGAAGAUAUGAUAGUCGUACAACAAUAUUCUCUCCUGAAGGACGGCUUUACCAAGUGGAGUAUGCAAUGGAGGCUAUCGGAAAUGCUGGUACUGCUAUAGGAAUCUUGUCCAAAGACGGAGUUGUUCUGGUUGGUGAAAAGAAGGUGACAUCCAAGCUGCUGCAAACCUCAACUUCAACCGAAAAAAUGUACAAGAUUGAUGAUCAUGUUGCAUGUGCUGUUGCUGGGAUUAUGUCUGAUGCCAACAUCCUAAUCAAUACUGCUAGGAUCCAAGCACAACGUUACUCAUUUGCGUACCAAGAGCCAAUGCCCGUUGAACAGUUGGUUCAAUCUCUCUGCGAUACCAAGCAAGGUUACACACAAUUUGGUGGUCUCCGUCCAUUUGGAGUCUCUUUCCUGUUUGCAGGCUGGGACAAAAAUUUUGGCUUUCAACUUUACAUGAGUGACCCUAGUGGAAACUACGGCGGUUGGAAAGCCGGUGCUAUUGGUGCGAACAACCAAGCAGCACAAUCAAUUCUAAAACAGGACUAUAAGGAUGAUAUCACAAGGGAAGAAGCGGUUCAACUCGCACUGAAAGUACUGAGUAAAACUAUGGACAGUACUAGUCUUACCUCAGAAAAGCUUGAACUUGCAGAAGUUUUUCUUUCACCUGCCGGAAAAGUCAAGUAUCAAGUCUGCUCCCCAGAGAACUUGACUAAGCUGUUGGUGAAGUCUGGUGUGACCCAACCAGCAACAGACACUGCUUAGCUUGCAGUUCCAUGUGAUGGGUAGUUUACUUGUGCACACUUUUGAUGCUCUUCUAUUCAGGAUAGACACAUGAAACUGUUCCGCAUUUAUUUUUAUGUUAAAACUUGUAAACUUCUCAUAUCUUGGCAACGCUAAAUUACUAAUGGCUUUUUAUUUCCCAUAUGCUUCUUUGAUUUUAAGGACAUAGAUCCAUUUGCUUCUGUUUAUCUAUUAUGGUUUCUACUGACUCUUUA
This is a messenger RNA of Cicer arietinum (chickpea), 1186 nucleotides long. RefSeq names its product proteasome subunit alpha type-4-like. Gene Ontology annotation, cellular component: proteasome core complex; proteasome core complex, alpha-subunit complex. Gene Ontology annotation, biological process: ubiquitin-dependent protein catabolic process. Lineage: Eukaryota; Viridiplantae; Streptophyta; Magnoliopsida; Fabales; Fabaceae. The record is from RefSeq and is a predicted model, not a curated record.